AAAAAAAAUUUUAAUUUGCAAAAUAUAAUUUUCAUAUAAAAUAAUAUUUACAAAAUGUAUGUACGACGCGGUGAAUGUGUUCGUCAAACAUACUACUUUAUUUUUACUGGUUGUUAACUUCGUUAAUCUUCGUUACGCCUUCCAUUACUGAAAUAUCUCCGCGUGGGCAGACUGACAUGGAGCACUAGCCACACAAUGAGUGAGGCAAUAAAAGCCAGUAAGAAUAGACCCGCGCGCUUCUCCGAGCCAUCUCGAGUAUUUACCUCCCACGUACAAAAUAUAAAGGAGGAUGUAGUACGUGUGAAAGCACAACAUUGUUCCACAUUUCCUACCGAUCAAGUGCCUCAGCCUGUUCCGAGGGACACAAUCGUUUUAACAAGAAUGGCAGCUCCGACUGAUUUCCGUGGCGCCGCCUGCCUGCCUCAGAGCGCACCCACAGUACAAGCACAAGUUAAUAGCACAGGAUGUGUAAUCACCUGUGAUGACUGUACUCAAGCAACCUUCUAUCAAUAUCAACGUGGGCCAAUGUGCCCCGUGGACCCCCGGGGGGAUCGAGCUGGCCCCCUUGUGGCCCUACAGCCCCUGUCUGUGAUACCCAGCUCAAGUUGCCCCGCCUCCGCCCGUCCACUAUUAACCUCAAACCAAAUUGACAGUAUGUCAUCUCUCACACCCUUGACUACCUUUAAAACACUAUUAAAUCCCAUUUUUAGCAUCACUGCCACCUCUUCAUUUGUUUCAGUAUAUUCGUUCUCUGUGACUUCAUCCAAAUCAAAUCAACAAUCCUUUUCUGAUAUUCCUAUAAAUCCUGUUAUCCUUUUCGGCGGCAGCUCUAUUCUUAAGUCUAAUAAUAAGAUGCAAUCUGUGAACGUUAAUUGUAGUUUAGCGGUAAAUAAAUAUAAGGGUAAUAAAAAUAAUUUCUCGAGCGAAACUGCUGUUACCGAACCAAAUACUACUGAACCACAACGUAAUAUAAUUGUAGAAGCGGCUGAAGUCGACGUAACUAGCACAGGAAUAGACAACGUCGUCACACAGCCAAACAAUAAUUCUUAUAAUAGUGUUAAGUUGUUAGAAUUAGUUAAUGUUAAAAACGUUAAUAAUAAUGGUGCUUUAAACCUGUUCCCGAAUGAUGAUGAUCAAUAUAAAGCAAAUCAACUAUAUAUUCCUGAUAUAGACAUUCCCGUCGUAUUAUUAUUGCCAAUUGUCCAGGGUAACAAGUACAGUAAUUACUACCCACCCAAAUGUAGCUUUAAAAACAAUACAAAAAAACUGUUUGAGAUUGAUGAAUACGCUUCGAAUUUCGCUGAGUCUGAGAGUAAAUCAGGGAUACAUCAACAACACACCAUUACUUCCAACGAUAUACAGAGCAAUACUUGCGAGAACCACAACGAUUUUAUCUACAUGACGACUAAGCAUACCAUAAAUACUACAAUGAGUAUUAACAAUGCAAUAAACAAUAAUUUAAUUAAAAAUACCAAUACCAAUGUUGUGGCUUCAUUCAAAGCUGCUAAACACCGUCACCAUGACCAAUAUUAUACGUUUAGUCAAUUGAUUGAGCAACAGAAUGAAGCACAAACCAGGGAGAAACAAUGGAUACGCUUACAUGGAAAUGGAAGACGAUUACGUUUAUGUGGUGGUGGAGAAAGUUCAUUGAAUACAGGUACAUCCGGUUGGGGUACACCACCAGCAACUAAUUCAAAUAAUAAUAAUGCAAAUAAUUCAACUGGUUGGGGAAGUACUCCUGCUGCACAAAAUCCAAAUAAUCAAAAUAAUUGGAAUAACAAUUCAACUCGUAAUAAUACCACUGGACCAGGACAAGGUCCACCUAAUUCACAAGACUCAUCAAAUACAAACAAAACCGGAAAUUCAAACGCAAAUCCAUCACAAAAUGCGAAUCCAAAUCAACCACCGACAUCUAACACGGCUGGUAAUCAAGGAUGGAAUCAAAAUAAUGCAAAUAAAACCUCUACUAAUGCCGGACCAAAUCCUACAGGUCCAUCAAAUCCGACAAAUACAGUAGCUCCAACUACAACUUCAACUAAACAACAAUUGGAACAAUUGAAUUCUAUGCGUGAAGCGUUGUUUAGUCAAGAUGGUUGGGGUGGUCAACACGUUAAUCAAGAUACAAACUGGGAUAUACCAUCAUCUCCAGAACCUGGUCAAAAAGAGGGACCAGGUGGUGCACCUAUUUGGAAACCACCUGUAAAUAAUGGUACAGAACUAUGGGAAGCUAAUUUACGUAAUGGUGGCCAACCUCCAGCACAACCAGUACAAAAAACGCCAUGGGGUCAUACACCAACCACAAAUAUAGGAGGAACAUGGGGUGAAGAAGAUGAUGUUAGCGAUUCCUCAAAUGUAUGGACUGGUGUUCCGAAUAAUCCACAACAAUGGGGUGCUCAAGGGCAAAAUAAUAGUAAUGCCAUGUGGGGUGGCCCUAAAAAGGAAAAUGAUUGGGGAAAUAAUGGUACCGGUAAUAACUCUGGAUGGGGUGAUCCUAGAGCUGAUCCACGUGCUGCAGCUAUGGAUCCACGUGAAGCAGCAAUGCGACCAACAUCAAUAGAUCCCCGAAAUUCUGGAACUGGUGCUGCUGAUCCAAGAGAAUCUAUGAGAAUGAUUGGCGGUGAUCCAAUGAGAGAUGGCAUGCGUGAUCCUCGUGAUUUACGUGGUAUUCCAGAUAUGCGUGGAGAUCCACGUGGCAUUUCUGGUCGUUUGAACGGUGAAGGUAUGUGGGGAGCGCCUCCACAUCCUCCUCAUCAAAUGAGCCAUCAUCAACCUCCUGGAAAAAUGGUUGGACCUGCACCAAAUGGUGUAAAUCAAUGGUCAGGACCGCCACCCAAAGAAAUAGGGAUGACUAAUAAACAAUCUGGUUGGGAAGAACCAUCACCUCCAUCUCAGAGACGAACAAUGCCAAACUUUGAUGAUGGAACAUCGUUGUGGGGAAACCCAACUCAACAACCAAAUCGUAUGCCUGCCUCAGGCAAACUAUCUCAUUGGACAGACUUACCUUCAGGAGGACCAAUGGGUAACCGUGGUGGAAAUGCUUGUCCACCAGGAAUGGUUGGCAGUAAUCGUAAACCACCAACCGACGGGUCACUGUGGGGUCGUAACGGUUCAUGGGGUGAUGAUGCACAACAACAUUGGAGUGAAGAAGCAUGGAAUACAAAACCAAAAGCUCCACCUGUUGCAUGGGAUUCAGAAAUCGAUUGGAAUAAACCAGGACCAAAACUUACCAAAGAACAUGUAUGGAAUAGUAAACAAUUCCGUCAUCUUGUAGAAAUGGGUUACAAAAAAGAAGAUGCAGAAAAUGCAUUACGCUUAAGAGAUAUGAACUUAGAUGAUGCACUAGAUAUUUUAAGUCCAUUACGUCCGUCUGUUGAUACCUGGCGUAACAGUACUGGUGGAUCAGCCAGUGCAGUUGGAGGACGACAUGAUGAACAUGGAUAUGACCAUGCUAAUGCAGGGCCUUAUGGACAACGAUUUGGGCCUGGCGGGCCAGGUCAAAUACAAUUUCCUCCUGGUGGAAAUGCACCUAAUUUAAUCAACAAUAUGAGUGGAAGUGGUGGAAAUCCAUCAAUACCAUCCAUUAAUAACAUGUCUCCUGCAGUUGUCCAGAAAAUAUUACAAGCAAGUGGAGGUGCAAAUGCUGGAUCUGCAGCGGUUACUAAUAUACCUGGUUAUGGUGCAACAGGUUCACAAGCACGAUCACAACCACCACCAGCACAAUCUCAACCAAGUACUCAACAAUUACGUAUGCUUGUACAACAAAUUCAAAUGGCUGUUCAAGCUGGUUAUUUAAAUCACCAGAUUCUAAAUCAACCAUUAGCUCCACAAACAUUAAUUUUAUUAAAUCAAUUAUUGCAACAUAUUAAAUUGUUACAAUCAUUGAUGAAUCAACAUAGCGUCUUUCAAUCACAAAGUUCAUUAGGAAAACCCAAUUCUCAAGCAAUACUGCAAGUUACCGUUAAUAUCACUAAAACAAAACAACAAAUUACUAAUUUACAGAAUCAAAUUGCUGCCAAUCAAGCAUUGUAUGUAAAACAAAUGGGAGGAGGCGGUGGUGGAGCUGGUCAAGAUUUCUUCAAGACCAACAUGCAUGAUCCAAUAUCAGCUUUACAAGGAAAUUUCUCUGAUUUGUCAUUAAACAAAGAACCACCGACUUCAUACGCCCAAUCAUCCCAAUCACGAUUACAACAAUGGAUUAAACCUGAAAAAGAAGAUACCACUGGUGAAUUUAGUCGUGCACCAGGCUCUAUUGCAAAACCGCCAGUAGCUCAUUCGUCACCAUCAAUGAAUCUUGGUCUUGGUCAAAGUGAUGGACCGUGGUCUACUGGUCGCUCAAAUGAUACUGGUGGAUGGCCUGAUUCAGGAACUGAUGGUCCUGACGGUGCUGGAAAAGAUGCAUGGCCUUCGGCUCAAGCAUCACCUGCUACAUUCUUAGAUGUAGUUCCAGAAUUUGAACCUGGAAAACCAUGGAAGGGCAAUCAGAUGAAGAGUAUUGAAGAUGAUCCAACCAUUACUCCGGGAAGCGUUGUACGUUCACCAUUAUCAUUGGCUACAAUCAAGGAUACUGAAAUAUUCAGUGCUCAACCUCCAUCUACCGUUCCAUCAAAAGCAUCGCCUCCUGUUGAACCAUUAAGCAUCUCUUCUUCUACAUGGAGUUUCAACCCAAUCUCAACUACUUCAUUUACCAGUCCUUUAAAUAAAAUUGGAGCUACAAAGGGUACUUGGGGUGAUAUUACACCUCAGCCAACGGCCAAUGCAAACGAAUUAUGGGGUGCACCAGCAAUGGGAAAACGUGGUCCACCACCUGGCCUUGUUAAAGGUGGAAUUGGUGGAUCAAAUGCUACCACAAAUGGUUGGAGUGGAAUUGGUGGUGCUCGAUCAGCCGCCUCGGGCGCUUGGGGCUCUGCAAAUUGGGGAUCUUCAUGGCUUCUUUUAAGAAAUCUUACUGCACAGAUUGACGGCUCUACACUACAAACAUUAUGCAAACAGCAUGGACCUUUACAAAGCUUCCAUCUUUAUUCUAAUCAUGGAUUUGCACUUGCAAAAUAUUCAUCUCGGGAAGAAGCUAUCAAGGCGCAAACUGCAUUAAACAAUUGUGUAUUGGGUAACACAACAAUUCUUGCCGAAUCUCCCGGCGACAGCGAUGUCAACACAUUAAUGCAAAAUUUAGCACAACAAAGUGGAUCUAGUGGUGCUGGAUGGCGUGGUGGUGGUGGUGGAACAAAAGGUGCUCCCGGUGCCAAUCUAAAUGCUGGCACCGAUACAUGGGGUAACGCAUGUUGGCCACCAAAUCCAACCCCAACAGCUAGUUUAUGGGGGGCACCUCCAUCCACCAUGGACAGCGAUACUCAACGAGCCACACCAUCAAGUCUAAAUUCAUACCUACCAGGAGAUUUGUUGGGUGAUAAUUAGCAGCUCAAUUCAAGACUCUUCUCCAUUUCAUAGCAUAUUAAUUUAAAAAAAUGACAUGACAUGCGUAUUACAAAUAUAUACGACAGUUAAAUGGUUGUGGCUAGAAAACACUCCGAUGCGUUUGCACGUUUUUUUAAAAACGGACGCACUCUUUGUUAAUUUACCAUCCGCAUACAUUGAUAACCUUGUCUUUUUCUUACAGAAAAGUACACAAAGAAUGUUAAAUUUACAAAGAGCUCGUUCUCACGGAGUAUUAGAUAAUCACCACGACCCUUAUUUCAAAAUAACAUCACACAUAUAAAUAUUAUUUAUCUCACAUUGCAUUUCUACUUAUUUUAUGAUGAUAUAAAUGUACUUUGCAUAUCACUUCGUGUGUACUGUUACGAUACUAGUCAAGUUUUGUUCUUCAAAAUAUUUGAAAGGGAAAUUUUACUAUCUUUGUUUUUUUUUUCUUUAAUUAUUAUUAUUAUUAUUAUUUAAAUAUUAUUGUAUAUUUUGAUAGGGAAAUGUGUGAUAAUUAAUUAUGUGACGAACAUUUAUCUUAGCUACAUCACUUUUAAAAACAGGUGAUGGAAUAUGCAAGUGUUGCUAGUGAUGUCGUGUGUGUUGAUUCUUUGACGUAUUUUAUAUUCUAGGGCGAUAUAUGACAUUCUAAACCACUUUUUUAACUAUAUUCUGUACUGCAAAAUUUCGAAAACAAUUUAGGAAUGAACGAUAUAUAUUAAUUCAUAUAAAUCUUGUGACUGAACGGUGCAUUCAAUGCUCGUGAUGAUUUUUUCCAGCUCUCUCUGCCUUAGUAUCAAUUAUGUUCAAGGUAAUCUUUAUUGUCAAACGUAUCAUGAAUUUGGGAAAAUUAGCUGUAAUAAAAUUGAUUUCUACAUUGCAAUGAAUUCAAUGCAAUGUAGUCGCCUUCGUUUCCGUACUUCGAAUAUUCUAAAAUGUACAGAAUUAACCAUUAUUAAUCAUUUAUGACUAAAAUAAAUAAGCGUUUCCAAUUAAGACGCGAGUGUUUCAUGCCGACAAUAAAUGGGAAAAUAUCGAAAAUUUUAUUAUUCUUAUGGUCAAUUGUUGGAUUUAAAUUUUCUUAGUUCCUAAUUGUUGAUUUUAAUAUGCGUAAAAAACAAUAUGUGUUAAUCAAGGAAUGUUCAUGUAUCGCUCAGAUUAUUAUCCAAGUUCAAAUAUAAUUGAUUCUAUUAUUCAGAUAAACGUUGUUAAUUUUAUAUCAUGAAUCAUUCCAUGAUUUUAGAAAGUUGCAUCAACGUACAUAUAUGAUCACGAAUUUACUGAUGGAUGCGCACAGACUUAAUUAAAAUGAGUUCAAUGUGUAUUUAUUUGAAAUAUACGUAUUUUAUUUAUUCAGAACACAUUGUCUAAAACAACUUUCUAAGAAUUAAUAACAUCGGCUUGAUAAUAGAAACUUUUCUUAAAACAGUAGCAAUCAGUACUUCAGUUCAAAUUUUUUUUUAACAAGUUCAAAAUGUGAUGAUUAAGUGCUUCUGUUAUGCACUUAUUUAUUUGACUGAUACUUUCUGCUAUGACUGACAAUUGAGAUUUGUACAGGUGUGUCCAGAAUUGAAACUUCAUAAAUAUAUUUCAGUUGGAAAAAAAAUUUUUAAA
This is a messenger RNA of Chrysoperla carnea, 7029 nucleotides long. RefSeq names its product protein Gawky (gene gw). The coding region runs from base 196 to 5412 and encodes 1738 amino acids. Lineage: Eukaryota; Metazoa; Arthropoda; Insecta; Neuroptera; Chrysopidae. The record is from RefSeq and is a predicted model, not a curated record. Gene Ontology annotation, biological process: miRNA-mediated gene silencing by inhibition of translation; positive regulation of nuclear-transcribed mRNA poly(A) tail shortening. Gene Ontology annotation, cellular component: nucleoplasm; P-body. Gene Ontology annotation, molecular function: protein binding; RNA binding. The transcript has 18 exons.